GAAGGAUCUAGCACGCCGUUGGCCCGCUGGGCCGGCGAAUUACCAGAAAGAAGACUUCGUGGGCGUGGACACACAAUUCACGUCCGACAGGGACGGCGGAGGGGGUGCCGUCCCAGUGCGAGAAGCGGCCGCCCGCGGAAUGUGGGAGGUGGUGCGGGCCCUCCGCGACGCGAAUUGCGACGACUUCACCGAGAACAUGCAGCAUCUGCACGAGGGCCGGACGCCGUGGCACGACCUGGCCACCCCCCUGAUGGAGGGGUACAGCGAGGUCAAGGACGACUGCGUGCAGAUGGAUUGGGCCGAGAGGCUGAAGAGUAAGCGAAUGGGCGGGAUGGCGUUCAGGACCGACGGUGAUGGGCGGUUCCCCUUGCACUGGUGCGCGGUGCACAACUACCACCGCCUCGCAGAGCUGCUCCUGCAGGUAGAGAAGGAGGAUACGGCGGCGGAGGCGGGCAUCAACGUGCAGGACGUGAGCGGCUGGACGCCGUGUGCCUUGGCCUGUUACCACGGGCACGCGGACACCCUCAAGGUGUUACUUGGGUCCGAGAGGGAUGCCCACCUCGUCGUCAAGGGCCGGCAGCAGAGCGAUACAACACGGAGUCGUCGUUAUUGGCGAUACUUCCAGACGGUCGUGGGUAUGCGGCCCGCCUUGUCGGUGGUGGCUGAGUGGCCGCCGUCGGCCUUCCACGUGGCACUGCUGCAGAUCCACGAAGGCACCACCAAGUCUGGGUGCGUGUCUUCCGACGUCGUCAAGAUGGCCCUGGAUAUGAUCGAGGUCAUGGCCGAGAAAGAGGAAGCGCGCUGGUACCGCGAAAAGUUCCUUAUCCGGUUCAUAGUCCGACGUGUCGUCGUUUUCUUAGUGGCUUUCGGUCUCGUCUACCUCAACGUCAAGCAGCUCUUCGUCGGGGGGCCUGGCUUUCUCAUCAAGUCUUAUGAUUGGAGCGCCUCCAUAGACAUGGACCGUUUCUUUGAAGACAUGAUCUUCACGGAGGAAUUAUCUGAUGACCACGGAACCUUUUAUGAUAUGGUGGACUUGGACUUGUUCUGGACGUUCUCUGCCGUCAUGGAGGGCGUCCUCUAUCCCCCCGACGCUGAAGAGCAGCCUGGCAUGAUCACCCCCUACACGUACCUCCUCGGGCCUGUCCGCAUGGAGCGGCGCUCUUUCGAAGUGAGUGGCAAUUGCAACGACCAGAUCCCGAACGAAUUUCAGGAUUUCGGCUGGCAGAAGACUUGCAUACUGGGCCAGAGCGCCUGGGCGGCCGCCUCCGACACGGUCGACCUCCCCUCCCGCGACAGGAAUGCAGCGCUCAGCAGCCUCGUUGCCCUCAGGGCAGACGGCUGGCUAGAUAAUAGCGCCUCGGCAGUGAGGGUCCACUUCGCAGCAUACAACACCCAGCUCGGCAUGGUCUACACCUGUACGCUGUCCGUGGCGUUCACGGAGACCGGCCGGGUGAGGCCUUCGAAGGUCAGCCAAAUCUUCCGUUGGGCGCCGCUGGACACAUUGUGGAACGAGAAUUGGGACGUUGGCCUCCUGCUGUUGUUCCUCAUCCUCUACACCGCGGCGUACGUGAUGGAAGAGAUAGGGCAAGCCCGCACCUUGCGGAAGAACUACCUUCGAGACCGCGGCAAUCUGUUCGACCUGUUGUUGGGCGUGCUCCUUGUGGUCAUGUGCAUCAAGCUCGUCGCGAUGCUGGGUCUGGAGAUGGGUCUGAGGGCUGGGCUCCAGGAGGACGAGUUUGUGAACUUCGGCAUCGUUUCCGAAGUAGGGCGCAAUGCCCAGUUCGUCUGCGGCUCGGCGCUCCUCGUGCUGACGCUCCGCUUUAUGAAGCUGCUGCGGCUCCUCCCGCACAUCGGCCCCCAAAUCCAGGCUGUCGCCAAGACGCUGGUGGACAUGAAGGUCAUCCUCUUCCUGCUCUUCGUCAUGUUCCUGGUCUUCGGCGUCGGGGUCGCCAUGAACGCGUGCUUCGGGUCCAGCGCCCUCUCCUACGAGUCCGUCCUCCCCGCGGCCUUCAACAUGAUGUACCGCUUUUUAUACGGCGAUUGGGACGCGGAUGAGCUGACCGAGGACUACACGAUCUGGGGCACCAUCUUCUUCCUCUUGCUCGCUUUCAUGCUCACCGGCACGCUCAGCAACAUCUUCAUCGCCGUCGUGUCGCAGGUGUUCGAGAAGCACAGCGAGAACAGCAUACAAACCUGGAAGAAAGAGGUGAACAAGCAGAUGGCCAUCUGGUACGGGAAGGCUGCCAGCUUGGAGAAUCCGAUAUUCAAGUGAAGAAGGAGAAGGCGCUCCAGAGGGCAGGAGAGCAAGGGAACUUCGCGAGAAUAUCGUAGGGAAUCUCGAGAAGAAGAAAAAGAAGGCGCUCCAGAGGGCAGGAGAGCCACCCCUGUCCGCCCUCGCGGCGGAGGUCCAGCGUCUCGAGAGCACGCAGGCACGGAGAGCCAAAAUACAGCAUUAACAUUAAGCCUCGGGCGUCGGCGUGACGGAUUCCCCGCCAGCGCCAGGUUACCCCUCCUCGCCAGGACCGAGGUUUCCAGGUUUGUCGGAGGUUCCGAUGAUUCCUCUCGCUUCGCGGGGUGCACGCUCGGAACACGUCCUUCCUGAGAGAACAGCAUGUACCCGAAGUCUUCGCCA
Prorocentrum cordatum is the source of this 2632-nucleotide messenger RNA. Lineage: Eukaryota; Dinophyceae; Prorocentrales; Prorocentraceae. The record is from the annotation of a GenBank genome assembly.